GAAAAUGUAUGCACUCACUAACUGUAAGUCGCUCUGGAUAAGAGCGUCUGCUAAAUUACGUAAAUGUAAAUAUACAACUGUUAGUUACUAACUCUUGAUGAACUAUAAUUGGAUUAGCAACUAAUUACAUUACUAUUUCCCUUUCUUUCUUUUUUUUUACCACUUGACACAUUUAAUAAACUCCCUGGAGUUACAAAAUGUCCUCUUUAGUCAAAAAGCAUUAGGGUCGACUCAGUGCUUGUGCUCCUUCUGUCUCUUGGGCUCGUGCUUAAACUUCAGUCUCUCUCCAUUAUUUCAGGUGCUGUGGCCUGAAACAAAGUUACUGAGUGUUAAAACUCAUAAUUGGACUAGUAACAUUUAUUUGAGGGGCACAGUCAGCUCGUGCUCUCUCACACCAUUUGGGCACACAGAGCUCUUUCUGUUUAUCUGCGACUCUUCUUCUCUGGAGACAGAUGUGUCAAUUUUGACAAGUAACGUUACAGAAGAAGAAAGUUACCAAGCUUUAUGGGAUAGUGGUGAAGUAAACAACGGUAUUUAGCUAGACUAGGCUAAACAUCCAGCUGUUGUGUUAGCGAGCUACGACAGAGUCGAUCAUACAAAUGAAUUAUUCAGAGAAAUUACAAUGAAGAACAACAUGUUCAUGGAAACAGAGGGAGUACCAAGCACUGCCAUCCGAGAGAUAUCGCUCCUCAAAGAGCUCAGCCACCCAAAUAUUGUCAAGCUCUGUGAUGUCAUCCACACGGAGAACAAACUGUACCUGGUUUUUGAGUUCCUUCAUCAGGACCUUAAGAAGUUCAUGGACUCCUCCUCGGUCUCUGGUAUCCCUCUGCCACUUGUCAAGAGUUACCUGUUCCAGCUGCUGCAGGGCCUGGCCUUCUGUCACUCCCACAGGGUUCUCCAUCGGGACCUGAAGCCCCAGAACCUGCUCAUCAACGCCCAGGGGGAGAUCAAGCUGGCUGACUUCGGCCUGGCUAGGGCCUUUGGGGUGCCUGUCCGCACCUACACUCAUGAGGUGGUAACUCUAUGGUACAGAGCUCCAGAAAUUCUCUUGGGUUGCAAAUACUACUCCACACCGGUUGACAUCUGGAGUUUGGGCUGCAUCUUUGCUGAAAUGAUCACCAGGAGGGCCUUGUUUCCAGGCGACUCAGAGAUCGAUCAGCUGUUCCGGAUCUUCCGUACCCUGGGCACACCGGACGAGGCGGCCUGGCCAGGGGUCACUUCCAUGCCAGACUACAAGCCAUCCUUCCCCAAGUGGGCCCGGCAGGAGCUGUCCAAAGUGGUGCCCCCUCUGGAUGAUAACGGAAGAGAGCUGCUCAGGCAAAUGCUGAGCUAUGACCCAAACAAGAGGAUAUCUGCCAAAAAUGCCCUCGUCCAUCGGUUUUUCCGUGAUGUCACCAUGCCAAUGCCACACCUACGACUGUGAGACAUGCAGACUGACAGGAACAAUACAUAGCCCAGGGUCUUUCCAUGAGAGAUCCCUGAGCAGAAGGACUGCCCCAGCUCUUAUCCACACCUGAAUACUACAGUCCAGGAGAUGGGAGAGAUCACAGUGAAAUAUGGGUGCCUUUCCAAAAAUCAUUCUAGCAGCCAAAACCAGCAUUUUAAUAAAUUAGAUGUCCUGUGAGUUUUUUUCUCUACAGCUAUGAGUGCCUGUUUUGUCAUGGAGAAUGAACUCUACAAUUAUUACAGCAUUUUAUGUGUGUUGAAAGGGUUAACUUGGUUUGUGGGAGGGGGGAUGUACAUUUACAUUUUAGUCAUUUAGCAGAUGCAAGCUCUUUAUUCGUUCAUUGCAUAAUUUAUGAUAGUUUAUUAAAUUCAUUUGAGGUUUA
Molecule: messenger RNA, 1829 nt
Organism: Coregonus clupeaformis (lake whitefish)
Lineage: Eukaryota; Metazoa; Chordata; Actinopteri; Salmoniformes; Salmonidae
Product: cyclin-dependent kinase 2
Exons: 7
Coding region: 623-1423 (266 amino acids)
Biological process (GO): G1/S transition of mitotic cell cycle; regulation of G2/M transition of mitotic cell cycle; protein phosphorylation
Cellular component (GO): nucleus; cyclin-dependent protein kinase holoenzyme complex; cytoplasm
Molecular function (GO): cyclin-dependent protein serine/threonine kinase activity; ATP binding; cyclin binding
Source: RefSeq, a predicted model, not a curated record